UGCUAUAUUAAAUAAUGAAGGGGAAAAAGAAUUUUGAAGUUUGAAAGAUAAGACUUUCAACUGAGAAGAGCUAAACACAGCGGUCUGGCUCUGUUUGGAACAUGGCUAUUGUUGCUUCUAGACACCAUUGCCAUUUAUGCUUGCCAGGGCUCACUGGCAGAGGCAAAUCCUUAUCAGGAGCUGCAGCUUUUAUAAGCCACUGGGAGCUCCUUGGAAGAUGUACUAGGUAUAUUCAUUGAUGUAUUUCUUUAAAAAAAUCCUGCUUAGAAAAUGACUCUCAGGAAACAGCUACUUGUGAUCUGGCAGGAAGAGAAUAAUAUAGUUUGGGGUUACGAAUAGUAGCAGUCUGGUGUCAGAAGUUAUGGGCGUGUGGACAGUAACUAGGAGACCAAAAUAUUUCCCUUCCUGUCUGAAACAGGGUCGGUCUACAAGUGGUGGCGUUUUUGAGGGCAUUAUCUCCAGUUUGAUUGCAAGGGUAGAUUACCCUCUCUGGGCCAUGUCUGCGCUGGGGGCUGGCUGUCGGGCGGACAGGCCAACGACGUCACGGAAAAGCCCUGUCUCUGAUCAGAUGGGCUUAAUAUAAACCAGGUUUGCUGAGAAAGAAUUAGAGAGGCAGCCCUUGGACAGAAGAAGGAUUUCCAGUGGGAGAGUGGAUCGGUGUUCAACACUCUCCUGAGAACUAGGGAGUGAGAUUAACGGAGUCGCCUGUGGUUGGAACAGAGAGUAAAAACUGCAACAAGGGCUGGGGAAAGCCAUGACUCUGAACAAUGUCACGAUGCGUCACAGCAGCAACACCUUACAAUCGCAGCAGCAACGCUGGAGCAUCCCAGCGGACGGGAGAAACCUGGUGGUCCAGAAAGACCCCCACGAGUGCAACCGACACAAAAGGUACACCGUCAACCCCGAAGAGUAUUACCGAAGAAGCUGGUCGUCGGAGUCAUCUGACUCUGUCAUCUCCUCCGAGUCAGGAAACACUUACUACCGAGUGGUACUCAUCGGGGAGCAAGGAGUUGGCAAGACAACCAUUGCCAACAUCUUUGCAGGUGUGCACGACAGCAUGGACAGUGACUGCGAGGUGCUCGGAGAAGAUACCUAUGAACGAACCUUGCUGGUAGAUGGUGAAAGUGCAACUAUCAUACUAAUUGACAUGUGGGAGAACAAGGGUGAAAACGGAUGGCUCCAAGAUCACUGCAUGCAGGUUGGGGAUGCAUAUUUGAUUGUCUAUUCCAUCACGGACCGUGCAAGCUUUGAGAGAGCAUCUGAGCUCAGGAUACAGCUCCGCAGGGCACGCCAGACAGAAGAUAUUCCCAUUAUUUUAGUGGGCAACAAAAGUGAUCUCGUUAGGUGCCGGGAAGUCUCUGUUUCAGAGGGCAGGGCCUGUGCUGUUGUGUUUGACUGCAAGUUCAUUGAGACCUCGGCGGCCGUCCAGCACAAUGUGAAGGAGCUGUUUGAAGGCAUUGUGCGUCAAGUGCGGCUCAGGAGAGACAGCAAAGAGAAGAACGAAAGGAGGCUGGCAUAUCAGAAGCGGAGGGAAAGCAUCCCCAAGAAAGCCAGGCGAUUCUGGGGCAAAAUUGUAGCCAAGAAGAACAAGAACAUGGCCUUCAAACUUAAGUCCAAAUCUUGCCACGAUCUCUCUGUCCUUUAGGAACAUUGGAUCAUCCUGAGCAUUCUCUUUCCUGGACCUUCUUCAGCUCUCUUCUGAACAAUAAACCAAUCUAUAUUAGAUUGGUCAACAAGAAAUGCAAAUCUGACUUGGACUCACAGUUGUGAUUAUUCUGAUGAAAUGUGCCAGCAAUAAGGACAGCCUAAUGCAUGCAAGGAUGAAGAAAUGCCAUUUAUACUUUCCAGUUUAUAGUUUAAGUGUGUGAGUGUGUUUGGGUUGGGGCGGGACAGAACUUUCGUCUUAUAAACAAUAACAUUCCAAACUUACAAUGAGACGUGUCCAAGGGGGGGAUAAAACUGUUUCCCUUGUUGCCUUUUAGAUAAUAGUAUAAGAAAUUGGAAAGCAUCGUUUAUAAAACGGAUGCCAUCUUUUUGUUAUUCUUUCUUACUAAUUCUGUAAGCCAAUGAAAAAGGCUUCCCACGAGAUAUGCCUUCUCCCUAAUCAACCAGUUGACUUUCUUAAGUGCCCGCAGCUGAAAAUCUUUGUUGGUUUGAUAUCAUUUAUCCCAAUGAAUAGAAAGAUAUCAACUGCAGUCAGAUAUUCAAGUGUUUGGUUAAAUGGGAGCAUUAUUUACAGUGGGUUACAUUGCCACAGAACACUAUGGGAGAUAAAUGUGAAUUUCACUAAAUGGAUACUUGUAGUUAGAAUAUUGGGGAUAUUAACUGCUAAUGGCUGUAGCCCUAAAAACCACUUACCUAGGAGUAAGUCCCAGUGAGCUCAGUGAGGCUAACUACUGUGAAGGCAUGUGCAGGGUUUCAUGGUAACUGUAUAAUAAGUGUUGAAGUGUUUCCUUGAUGCAUCUGGAGCCAUUCGAUUCUCUUUAAAAACAUAGGUAUAGGAGAAAAUUGUAAUACAACUUUCUGUUGUGUUGCAACACAAAAUUGUUUAUAUUGAUAGAAUAAUUAGGAAACGUAAAAUAUAAAAUCAAGUGCAAAAUGCCAAGUUUUGGGAAAGAAAACCUCCUUUUCUAAUAAACCACAAAGAGAUUUUGUGCUGAAAUCUCACGUUUGUAUUAUGCCAUUGUAACUUUCUAUUUAUUGUCUUUCAACUAUUUGCAUUUUUAAUGGGUGAACUGUUAGGAGUGGGAGGGUAGGGGGAGACAUAGUGUUGAAAUGUAUUUAUUAAGUGAUUUCUUAAGAAAAACGAUUUUAUUACUGUUUUCUAUAUGAUGUCUUUUGGACUAUUUACAUGCCUUGUAAUAAAUCAAUAAAAGGUUUCACUGCCUUUGAACCUA
Molecule: messenger RNA, 2897 nt
Organism: Podarcis raffonei (Aeolian wall lizard)
Lineage: Eukaryota; Metazoa; Chordata; Lepidosauria; Squamata; Lacertidae
Gene: GEM
Product: GTP binding protein overexpressed in skeletal muscle
Exons: 6
Coding region: 755-1645 (296 amino acids)
Biological process (GO): negative regulation of high voltage-gated calcium channel activity
Cellular component (GO): plasma membrane
Molecular function (GO): GTPase activity; calcium channel regulator activity; GTP binding
Source: RefSeq, a predicted model, not a curated record